Messenger RNA from Aegilops tauschii subsp. strangulata, 648 nucleotides. RefSeq names its product histone H3.2. NCBI's taxonomy places the organism in Eukaryota, Viridiplantae, Streptophyta, Magnoliopsida, Poales, Poaceae. Gene Ontology annotation, cellular component: nucleosome. The record is from RefSeq and is a predicted model, not a curated record. Gene Ontology annotation, molecular function: structural constituent of chromatin; DNA binding; protein heterodimerization activity.
CCCACACAGCAAUCCCACCGCGCCAUUCUCGAACCUUCCAAGCUCCUCCCGGCCUCCCCUCGCUUCCACCGAGUCCCUCCGAUGGCCCGCACCAAGCAGACGGCGCGCAAGUCCACCGGCGGGAAGGCGCCGCGGAAGCAGCUGGCGACGAAGGCAGCGCGCAAGUCGGCGCCGGCCACCGGCGGCGUGAAGAAGCCGCACAGGUUCCGCCCGGGAACCGUCGCCCUGCGCGAGAUCCGCAAGUACCAGAAGAGCACGGAGCUGCUGAUCAGGAAGCUGCCGUUCCAGCGGCUGGUGCGGGAGAUCGCGCAGGACUUCAAGACGGACCUCCGGUUCCAGUCGUCUGCUGUGUCCGCGCUGCAGGAGGCCGCGGAGGCGUACCUGGUGGGGCUCUUCGAGGACACCAACCUCUGCGCCAUCCACGCCAAGAGGGUCACCAUCAUGCCCAAGGACAUCCAGCUCGCGCGCCGCAUCAGGGGCGAGAGGGCCUGAUGAACGAGCUCUCUGUCUCUGUUCUCGGCCGGCUUUGAUGUUCUCGGUGUUGUCGUGUGUUAGGAUUUAGAAAAUGUUGGGCUGUCGCCUGUUGCUUGCUAUCUUGUAGGGAUGGUUCGCCUCUGGAUUGUUCAAUGGAAUGAUACUACUGCUUCA